Tremella mesenterica DSM 1558 is the source of this 720-nucleotide messenger RNA. RefSeq lists its product as uncharacterized. NCBI's taxonomy places the organism in Eukaryota, Fungi, Basidiomycota, Tremellomycetes, Tremellales, Tremellaceae. Bases 1 to 720 code for a protein of 239 amino acids. The record is from RefSeq and is a predicted model, not a curated record. The transcript is spliced from 2 exons.
AUGAAUACAGUGACGGAAUUCAUUGGGGAUAAUGCGGAAGUAAGCAAGACUCAUGAGCUGGCAACGACCAUCAAGGGCAAAAGAAGAUCUAGGAAAAGGAAAAGAAACUCGGAUUUGGAUUUGGAACAUAUAGAUACAGACGAGCAAGGUUUAUCUCACCAAGUAUACGAAGAGAAUGACGUCAAAGGUAAGAAACAUAGAAAGCGAGAGAUUGCAAAAGAUUCGUCUUUGGAAAAUGUGACAAAGCUAGACGAUGUACCUGUUCAAGUUAACAAAUUCGAAUGGGACGUCAAGAUCUUUCAUGGAGCCGGAAUAUACGCAUCAGAUUCAUUUAGGAUAUUCUCGGAUCUUUUACCUGGAGGUGGAGCACCAAGGGAUGAAUCCAAGUGGUUACAUAAGCGGACUAGGGCUAUGGAAAGAGCGUCAGUCCAGGUGCGGGAUGAUUCAGUAGAGAUGGAUUGGAGGGAUUGUUUGAGUGAGGAUGAAAAUGUUUUUGAUCAGAGAAUCGAGGGAAAAGGAAAGGGAAUUGGGAGAGAAGAUGUUUUGGAAGGGUUGUCAAUUGAGGAGAGGGAAGAAUGGAGAUUGGUAAGACCGUUUGAUAAAGAAUUAAGAAGAUAUCUUAUAUGGCGUUGGGGAUUAGAAGGAAUAGAAUAUGAUAUACUUCUUGGACCAAGUAUAAUCAGUGAGAGAGAUAAAUCUAGAUUAAGAUAUUUAUUAUGA